AUGGCGCUCGCGACGGCAACAGAGACAGCGCCAAAGCGGCUGAACAAGAAACGCAAAGCGACGCACGCGAUCCGACGGGAGGAAAAACUGACUCUGGAGAACAAAGUGGCGGAGCUCGAAGCGGCGCUCGCAGAGAUCAAAUGUCGAGCGCUGUUGUCCCAGGGGCACGCGGCCGAGUCGUGUCGGGAGACGGCAGUGGAGAACGCAGUGCUACGUGAAUGCAUUCAGGACCACCACAUGGCCAUUGCCCACGUGCAAGCGCUGGUGUGUGGGCCGCCACUGCACGACGCGAGUGGCGUGCGACCGAUGGAGGCCAAGAUCUGUCUCAGUGCAGACCGAGUAGAGCGGAGGCGCGUACUGCAUGGACUGCGACGCGCGAAACUGCGUCGAGUGAAAGGCUUUCUGCACGAACGGAGCUACGGCAUGAAGACAAACACGUCGUGCUUCCAGGAAGAGAGGUACGAGUCGGUCGAGGGGGACUACUUUAUCACGCGGUUCGAGAUCACGCCGCUUCGCGGCGUGCAAGGAGGUGUACGAGCUGUAUUUGAGGCCGUUCUGCAAGCCGCAGUCAAUAUCGAGAUUAUCAUCUCCGAGACAUCGGGAAACAUCACAGUUCGUGAAGACGACGAUAUGUACGACGACAGCGUCUCGCAAAUGCGACUCGUGUCCGAGACAAAGCAAGGCGUGCUCGUGGAGAAUAACCUCGUGCAUUUCUCCGAAUAUUUGCAAGGCAAAUGUGGGUCAGAUGGCGACGGUGAUUAUGCAGUGUCAGCAUUGGACUUUGUCGACGAGGAUAUGCUGUACCCAUAUCGACCGCUUGAACGAAUCCGUCGUGAUGCAACGACGGCCAUGCUGCUAACGUCAUAUCGAGAGCCCCGCUCGACACGUGGCCGAGAACAGUCGAAGAAUGAAGGAGAGGUCGUAGUGGUGGUCACGCGUUGGUCUCGUGUGAGGAUAUGCCAUACAGAGAUGGACGUUUCUCGCAAAGUGCUGCAGGAGCUUCGUGCAAAUUGUGUACGAUCUCAAGAUACCUUUAUGAACUGUGUGCAAGAGGCACUUGGUCUUUCCGUGGACACAGCAUAG
Hyaloperonospora brassicae is the source of this 1083-nucleotide messenger RNA. NCBI's taxonomy places the organism in Eukaryota, Oomycota, Peronosporomycetes, Peronosporales, Peronosporaceae. The record is from the annotation of a GenBank genome assembly.